CAGAAACAGCCCAGGAAAGAAAAAAGAAGAGAGAAAGGAAUUGAAAGUGAGAGAUGUUGAGGGAGAUAAGAGAAGGAAGAGGAAGAGGAGCCACCAAGUGCCAAGACUGUGGGAACCAGGCAAAGAAGGGUUGCGAAUUCAUGAGAUGCAGAACUUGCUGUAACAACAAAGCCUUUAGCUGCCAAACUCAUAUCAACACCACUUGGGUUCCUAUCUGUAGGAGGCGCCACCUUCAUCAACCUCACCAUCAAACCCCCUCUCACAACAGUCCUCCACUAGGACUAGAGGAGUGGAAUAAGCUUCCGGCUGUGAUGAGUUCGAAGGCAGUGUUUCGUUGCGUUUGGGUGCGUUCUGGGGAUGGUACGGUUGACGAAUACGCAUACCAAACGUGUGUGAGCAUAGGAGGACGUGUGUUCAGUGGUGUUCUUUAUGAUCAAGGCCGUCAAAGCUUCGACUACAACAACGUUGGUCAAAGUUCCAAAGACCCCUUGAAUCUGAAUCAUCAUUCUCAUGAUGAUCAGAACCACCAUUUCAUCCGCAGUACAACUUCAAUGAUUCAAUCCCAUGAGGCUGCCACUGUGCCACCAUCAUCUGCGGAGCAUUUUUCUUCUUCCUCGUAUCCUCUUUCUCUUGCAACCUUUAGGCCUGCUAUAUCAUAUUUUACGCCACCAAAGACCUCCUAGUUUCUUUUUGGGGUCUCCAAUAUAAGCUUGAAGAUUUAUUUGACAACGUAUGCAGAUGUGUGUGCGCGCGCGCGUGCGGGAAGAAAAUAAUAUAUAUGCUGGUUAUGUUAAUAAUUAAACUUUUGUGUCCAUGGGUUGAGCUUCUGAGUAAAAUGAUGGUCUUGACAUUUGCAGAACUUGAUAGUGCGUGGCUAAGACUUAAGAGUUGAUUUUCGUUAGUUUCUCCUACUUUUAUGUUUCACACGGACAUGAUGACUGUUUGUAUUUUUUUUAUUUUUUUUAUUUGAAUUAACCCAAAAGCAUAUAGUAGUAAUUGAUUAUGAUAGAAUGUGCCUGCACGCAAGGCUUCAAGGUAAAUUAGAUUAGCAUUCAUCUCAAACGGUGUCAUGAGUGAUAUAUCAUCUCAAUAUAUCAUCUCACUCGUGUGAGUGUGUAAUUACUAAUAGUACGCUUAAAUUGAAGGCACUUCUAUUAAUUAACGAAGCUCAGCAGGCGGCCGUCACACGGUCAGAUACGUACAACUUCAAUUAUGUAUAGCUAGAGCACAUUCUCAGCUAGCUAGUUGAUAUUAAUGUAAUAUCAAUCAAAUG
Molecule: messenger RNA, 1273 nt
Organism: Prosopis cineraria
Lineage: Eukaryota; Viridiplantae; Streptophyta; Magnoliopsida; Fabales; Fabaceae
Product: protein SHI RELATED SEQUENCE 3-like
Exons: 2
Coding region: 54-683 (209 amino acids)
Biological process (GO): positive regulation of DNA-templated transcription
Cellular component (GO): nucleus
Molecular function (GO): DNA-binding transcription factor activity; DNA binding
Source: RefSeq, a predicted model, not a curated record